Messenger RNA from Solea senegalensis (Senegalese sole), 1355 nucleotides. Its product is annotated as peroxiredoxin-6-like. Gene Ontology annotation, biological process: cell redox homeostasis; cellular oxidant detoxification. The record is from RefSeq and is a predicted model, not a curated record. The coding region runs from base 1 to 666 and encodes 221 amino acids. The transcript is spliced from 5 exons. NCBI's taxonomy places the organism in Eukaryota, Metazoa, Chordata, Actinopteri, Pleuronectiformes, Soleidae. Gene Ontology annotation, cellular component: mitochondrion; cytosol. Gene Ontology annotation, molecular function: peroxiredoxin activity.
AUGCUGCUCGGAGACAUGUUUCCUGACUUUGAGGCAGAGAGCACCCAUGGCAAAAUUACACUCCACGAAUUCCUCGGGGACUCAUGGGGAAUCCUGUUCUCCCACCCCAGAGACUACACACCUGUGUGCACCACAGAGCUGGGCCGAGCUGCCAGACUGCACGGGGAGUUCAGUAAACGUGGCGUCAAAAUCAUCGCACUGUCUGUCGACUCUGUGGAGGAUCAUCACGGCUGGGCCAAGGACAUCCUGGCGUACAACUGUGAAGAGUCGACUUGCUGCUCGCUGCCCUUUCCCAUCAUAGCGGACAGUAAACGGGAGCUGGCAGUGGCUCUGGGCAUGUUGGACCCAGACGAGAAGGACAAAGAUGGCAGGUCGCUCACUGCCCGCUGUGUUUUUAUCAUUGGUCCAGACAAACGGCUGAAACUGUCACUGCUCUACCCUGCCACCACAGGACGCAAUUUUGAUGAGAUCCUGAGGGUGGUGGAUUCACUCCAGCUCACUGCAGGGACAAGUGUUGCCACAUGUGCUGACUGGAAGCCUGGAGACUGUGUGAUGGUUCCACCAGACAUGUCUGAAGGGGAGGCUGCCUCUUUGUUUCCUGCUGGCAUCUACACCAAAGAUCUGCCGUCUGGCAGGAAGUAUCUGCGCUACACACCGCAGCCAUGAACACAACACUGGCCUGAAACUCUACAAUAAACCGAGGUUUAGGUUGUUACAAUGAUACAGUUUCUUUCAAGGAUUUUUCAGAAAUGUGUUGUACAUUCUGCUACUGAUAUAUUAUCAACACUGACCUCAACAUGCAUGCUACCAUGAGCACACUGAAAACACAGCUGCCAGCAAGGACAGAAGGAAAGAAACAGAUUUUAGCCACAUAACAAAAGGCUCACAUGAUAAAAUUAUUCCCUGCUUCAGUCUAUGGUAUCUCAAGAAUAUGUCACCCCUGCACCAUAGUUCAUAAAUGGAGUCAGACAUUUUACAUCACAAGUUUAUAAUCCACUGCUGCCUCCAUCAAUUAGUUCAAAUAUGUCAUCUUGUAGGACCACACGGUUGGUUUGGUGGUUUGCCUUUGCAGCAAGAAGUGAAAUGGCAAAAGAAGUUUCUAUAGUCUACCAGUCAUUAUGUCAAAUACACAAAUUCAGCUGGUUUGAAAUGUCAUGUACAUUUUGGUCAGUAUAGUUUGUAGACUAAGACAAAAGGAAGUGAGCUCUGCAUGUCAUAAACACAUGUAAUUAGGUAAUGAGGGCACAGAAGACAACCAUAACCCGACGUAUGUUUCCCACACCACAGAUACCAUCUGACAAAUGUGCUGUUGCUGUUGCAAACACACCACAAUGAAAGCUUUUGCUGACUUCCAA